Messenger RNA from Cucurbita moschata (crookneck pumpkin), 1973 nucleotides. Its product is annotated as probable pectate lyase 1. The transcript has 5 exons. The record is from RefSeq and is a predicted model, not a curated record. Bases 115 to 1410 code for a protein of 431 amino acids. Gene Ontology annotation, molecular function: pectate lyase activity. Lineage: Eukaryota; Viridiplantae; Streptophyta; Magnoliopsida; Cucurbitales; Cucurbitaceae.
CCCUCUGUUCUUCUGCUUCUUCUUCCUCUUCCGCAUUCUCUUUCUAUUUCUUUUCCUCUCAAUUUCUCUCGCUACUUCGCUUCAGAGUUUGGCCGAGAGGGAGAGGGAUCAGUAAUGGCGGCACUUAGUAAGUGGUCUUCUCUGUCUCUGUUUGGCCUUGCAAUGGUGUUCUUCGUAACAAUCGCUGUGAUUCGCAAGGGAGAGACGUCUGAAGUUAGGGUGCAGAAUGAUGAUAUGGAGGAAGAACUCAACAAUGAACAUGCUGUGGAUAAUCCUGACGAGAUUGCUGCCUCUGUUGAGAUGAGCAUCCGUAAUAGCACUGAAAGGAGGAAGUUGGGAUACUUCUCUUGUGGAACAGGCAAUCCCAUUGAUGACUGCUGGCGUUGUGACUCAAAUUGGCACCGAAACCGUAAACGUCUAGCUGAAUGUGGCAUCGGGUUCGGUCGGAAUGCUAUUGGUGGUCGUGACGGUCGUUUCUAUGUCGUUACUGAUUCGAGUGACCACGAUCCAGUGAACCCGAAGCCAGGGACUCUUCGUCAUGCUGUCAUUCAAGAGAAACCUCUUUGGAUUGUGUUCAAAAGAGACAUGGUGAUUCAAUUGAAACAAGAACUCAUCAUGAACAGUUUCAAAACCAUUGAUGCUCGAGGAGUCAAUGUACAUAUUGCCAAUGGCGCUUGCAUCACAAUCCAGUUUGUGACUAACAUCAUUAUCCAUGGUCUUCACAUCCAUGAUUGCAAGCCCACAGGGAAUGCCAUGGUGAGAAGCUCUCCAACUCAUUUUGGGUGGAGAACCAUGGCUGAUGGAGAUGCCAUUUCCAUCUUUGGAUCCAGCCAUAUAUGGAUUGACCACAAUUCGCUCUCUAAUUGUGCUGAUGGACUUAUUGAUGCCAUUAUGGGCUCAACCGCUAUCACAAUCUCCAACAACCACUUCACUCACCACAAUGAGGUGAUGCUUCUAGGGCAUAGUGAUUCCUACACAAAGGACAAGCAAAUGCAAGUCACCAUUGCUUAUAACCAUUUUGGCAAGGGGCUCAUUCAAAGAAUGCCAAGGUGUAGGCAUGGCUAUUUCCAUGUGGUGAACAAUGACUACACUCAUUGGGAGAUGUAUGCCAUUGGUGGUAGUGCCAACCCCACCAUCAAUAGUCAAGGCAACAGAUAUGCAGCUCCAUCCAACCCUUUUGCCAAAGAGGUGACUAAGCGAGUCGAAACGCUGGAGAGCAAAUGGAAAGGCUGGAAUUGGAGAUCAGAAGGAGAUAUGUUACUAAACGGUGCAUAUUUCACCCCAUCCGGCGCCGGAGCUUCAGCAAGCUAUGCCAGAGCCUCAAGCUUAGGAGCCAAAUCUGCUUCCAUGGUAGGCUCCAUCACUUCUUCUGCAGGUUCUCUCCCAUGCCGCCGAGGCCAUCCCUGCUAGAACUUCACCUCUCCAUCAUUUUAACUUCAACCCCAAAUGUUAAAAAGCCAUAGAACAUAAAAGCCUUAAACUCCAUGAUUACACAUUCAUUUUUUUCCUUCAAACCCAUCAUUCCACCAUUGUUGUUCAUCUGUUGGUUCGCUCAACCUCGGCCUGCUUCAGCUGAAAAGAGAACGCCGCCGUGUUAGGUAGUAGGGGGCAGGUGCAGAAGCGUUGUUCUUCUUCUUCUUCCUCCUCCUCCUCUGUUCUUCACCAACUUAACCCAUCUUCCCAUCUCUGUCAGUCAUUCUGUGAUGUCACCCUAUGUUUGUUGAGUCCAUGAGAGAGAGAGAGAGAGAGAGACAGCUUAAAGAAGAUCAUAAAAGUUAGCAGUGAUGUUAUUAUGUUUUUGUCAGUUUUCUUGGCCUUUUCUCUCCUUUACUUAGUGGGCAAUGUUAAGUUUUGGUUACAGUUGGUUUGUUUAUAUACUCAUUAUUGUGCCCUCUCCAUUUGUUUGUGAUCUGCCAGCAUUUUUAUUAUAUAGCAUGUGCUUUGUAGGGCCUAAACUGCCCCUUUUCCCCAAA